Molecule: messenger RNA, 549 nt
Organism: Xenopus tropicalis (tropical clawed frog)
Lineage: Eukaryota; Metazoa; Chordata; Amphibia; Anura; Pipidae
Gene: pnma6f
Product: PNMA family member 6F
Exons: 1
Coding region: 1-549 (182 amino acids)
Source: RefSeq, a predicted model, not a curated record
AUGGAGAGGCACGAUUGGGUGGAGAGGCAGGACUGGGUGGAGAGGCAGGACUGGAUGGAGAGGCACGAUUGGGUGGAGAGGCAGGACUGGGUGGAGAGGCAGGACUGGAUGGAGAGGCACGAUUGGGUGGAGUGGCAGGACUGGGUGGAGAGGCAGGACUGGAUGGAGAGGCACGAUUGGGUGGAGAGGCAGGACUGGGUGGAGAGGCAGGACUGGAUGGAGAGGCAGGACUGGAUGGAGAGGCAGGACUGGAUGGAGAGGCAGGACUGGAUGGAGAGGCACGAUUGGGUGGAGAGGCAGGACUGGAUGGAGAGGCAGGACUGGAUGGAGAGGCACGAUUGGGUGGAGAGGCAGGACUGGAUGGAGAGGCAGGACUGGAUGGAGAGGCAGGACUGGAUGGAGAGGCAGGACUGGAUGGAGAGGCAGGACUGGAUGGAGAGGCAGGACUGGAUGGAGAGGCAGGACUGGAUGGAGAGGCAGGACUGGAUGGAGAGGCACGAUUGGGUGGAGAGGCAGGACUGGAUGGAGAGGCAGGAUUGGAUGGAUUAG